UACUGGGAGAAAACUGAUACCACAGAGAGAGAAUCAAACCAAAGCCCAGCACUCAUCUCUCUCCCUUCCCUCCACACACAUGGAUACAUAACUGUGUGACUCCGGAUUACAUUCCCAUGCCCCGUGUGUACUAGUAGGAAGAGACGUGCUUUACCUUCUGCGCUAUGGCAAGGUGGAUUCUAAGGUGGGAUUGCUGGAAAGUGUCCUUAGUGCUCCUGAUCCUGCAGGGAUACCACUCAGUGAGAACAGAAUCUCCGGUUGACGUCUUAAAAGCUCUGGAACUCAAUGAAGAAAUUGAAGGAGUUGCGUUAGCAGCUGGACUUUGUACGCAGAGGCAAGGAAUUGAGGAGACGGACAUCGCUUUCCAAUUGGAGAACAGAACUCACUUUAGUGCCCCAACCAAACAGUUAUACCCAGAUAACCCAUUCCCAGAAGAUUUCUCCAUUCUUAUCACUCUCAAAGUAAAAAAGGGAGCACAGUUCUUCCUACUCUCCAUUUACAAUGAAAAGGGUGUGCAGCAACUGGGUGUGGAGAUUGGGCGCUCCCCCGUCUUUGUGUAUGAAGAUCAACAUGGACAUCCAACUCCUGAAAACUACCCUUUUUUUAAGAAGAUCAACCUGGCCGAUGGCAAGUGGCAUCGGAUUGCACUAAGCGUUGAAGGAAAAAAUGUGACCAUGCUACUUGAUUGUGAGAAGAGACAGACCCAUUUCCUGGACCGAGGGGACAAUCCCAUCAUUAGCACAGAUGGCGUUACCCUCUUUGGGACACGACUACUUGACGAGGAGGUGUUUGAGGGCGACAUCCAACAGCUGCUGAUCGUUGAUGACCCCAGAGCAGCCUAUGAUUAUUGCAGUACUUACAUGCCCAGCUGUGACGCUGCCCUCAUCUACGCCGUACAAGCUCAGGACCCACAAUUCCCUGACCAGAGUGUCCAGGAAUCUGCCCCUGGAAAAAAGGGCAGGAAAGGUAAAAAGAAGGAUAGAAAGGGCAAAAAGAAGAAGAAAAAAUCUGUAGCUGAGCAGACACAGCCAAUGCCCAGUACUGUCAUUAGCCCAACACAAGGAUAUACUACCUCAUCCAUACCGCAGACGGUCACUCACCACGUGGUAACCGUACCCCUGGAAAAAAGGGAACGUCCUACAGAUGACCCACUGUUCUCAGAAUACGACUUCCCUGACUACUACUACACACCAUCCCCUGAAGAAGAGAUUAUAAUGUCAACUGUGAAUGUUAGCACCAAUGCCACAGACUAUGAGGAGCUGAUCGAAGAGUAUGUACCUGGAGAAGAAGAUGGCCGAAAAGAUGAUGACUAUGAGAUGAGGGAGUACGAUGAUGAGGAUGAUGAGGAGAGGCGGGAGAGGUAUGGCCCUGUAGCGCGUGGAGAGGUGGACACCAAAAGGGCAGGAUCUGAGGAAGGUCAGAGUCUAAAGGGAGAGAAAGGAGAACCAGCUAUAAUAGAACCGGGCACACAGAUCGAGGGCCCAUCAGGAUACCCUGGAUAUUCCGGGGAACCAGGAUCAGCCGGACCUCUGGGCCCCCCUGGACCACCUGGAGACCCUGGUGAGAGGGGUCCUCCAGGGCGACCUGGCCUCAAUGGAGCUGACGGAAUCCUAGGGCCACCUGGGAACACAGUGAUGCUGCCUUUCCAGUAUGGCGGUGGUGAUGGCAGAGGACAGACGGUGUCAUUUCAGGAAGCACAGGCGCAGUCCAUCCUGCAGCAAGCCAAGAUGGCUAUGAAAGGUCCACCUGGGCCACUAGGGAUGACGGGACGGUCAGGUCCUCUUGGUGCUCCUGGUUCACAAGGUCUGAAGGGUGAUUUCGGGGAAUCAGGACCUCCGGGCCCACGUGGUUUUCAAGGCAUCAUUGGACCCCCUGGAAAGAUUGGUAAAAGAGGGCGCGGAGGAGCAGAUGGCGGCCGUGGUUUACCUGGGGAAACUGGAAUCAAGGGUGAUCGUGGAUUUGAUGGCUUGCCGGGACUUCCAGGCGACAAGGGACACAGGGGAGACCUGGGAAAUCAGGGGCCUCCUGGUCAAACUGGAAGUAAUGGUGAAAAGGGUUCUGAUGGACCAUCUGGACCGGCCGGUUCCCCUGGAGAGGCAGGUGCACGUGGCUUGGUGGGUCCCCGGGGGCCUCCCGGCCCACCUGGGCAACAAGGUGUGAGUGGUAUUGAUGGAGCUCCAGGAGCAAAGGGAAAUCAAGGUAUUCAAGGAGAGAGUGGGCCAAAUGGACAGCAGGGAAACCCGGGACCUCAUGGUUUACCAGGAUCUCAGGGUCCUAUCGGAAUGCCAGGAGAGAAGGGUCCGCCAGGAAAGCAGGGCAUAUCAGGUCUGGCCGGAUCGGAAGGGCCUCCGGGACAUCCCGGAAGAGAAGGACCUGCUGGGGAAAAGGGGAUUCAAGGUCUUCCUGGCUCUCCAGGUCCUAUUGGAUAUCCAGGAACUCGCGGUGUUAAGGGAGCAUUCGGUGUGAGAGGGGUAAAGGGAAGCAAAGGAGAGAAGGGAGAAGAUGGAUUCCCUGGCUUCAAGGGAGAUGUUGGGAUCAAAGGAGACAGAGGGGAUCCCGGAGUUCUUGGAGUGCGUGGAGAGGAUGGUCCCGAAGGGCCAAAGGGCCAAUCUGGGCCCUUGGGAGAGCUUGGCGGAUUGGGCAAUCCUGGAGAAAAGGGAAAGUUGGGAGUUCCAGGUCUACCCGGAUAUCCUGGCCGUCAAGGUGGAAAAGGCUCAACAGGAUUCACUGGUCCAAUUGGUUUGAUUGGUGAAAAAGGCAAGCGGGGAAGAGGCGGGCAGCCUGGAACAGCCGGGCAGCGGGGACCCUCGGGCACAAGAGGAGAAAGAGGUCAGAGAGGCCCAACUGGAAAACCAGGGCUAAAGGGAGACGCUGGCCAUGAUGGUGUAGCAGGAGCUAUUGGUGAGAAGGGACCAAUGGGGCCUAUCGGACCAGUCGGCUUUGCAGGACCUAAAGGACCAAAUGGUCCUUCGGGGAAAGACGGCUUACCUGGACAUGCCGGCCAGCGAGGAGAGCCAGGUUUUCAAGGCAAAACAGGUCUUCCGGGGCCAGCUGGAGUUGUGGGACCACAGGGCAAUUCUGGGGAAACAGGCCCUAUGGGAGAGCGGGGUCAUCCAGGAUCACCGGGAUCACCAGGGGAACACGGAUUGCCUGGGGCAGCUGGGCGAGAAGGUGCCAAGGGUGAUCCUGGUCCUUCCGGCAUUCCCGGUAAAGCCGGGCCUCAGGGCUUACGAGGAUUUCCCGGAGCAAGGGGUAUUGGUGGGGAAGGGGGUCCUGCUGGUUUGAAAGGAGGAGAAGGUCCAGUUGGUUUGCCAGGUUCUACGGGUCCACCAGGAGAGAGGGGUCCUUCCGGAGCGGCUGGGGGAAUUGGCCUUCCAGGACGUCCUGGGGCACAGGGACCCCCGGGGCCAAGUGGCGAGAAGGGGAAUCCAGGUGAGAAAGGACCUGUGGGAGGAGCUGGCCAGGAUGGCUCUCAGGGAAGCCUUGGACCUCCUGGACCUGCUGGUCCCCCAGGGCCAGCCGGGGAUGAUGGAGAUAAGGGAGAAGUUGGCGGGCCUGGACAGAAAGGAAGCAAAGGAGACAAGGGAGAAUCAGGACCCCCAGGAUCUACUGGUAUCCAAGGUCCAAUAGGGCACCCUGGACAAGCAGGUCAAGAUGGAGAACCUGGGCGUAGAGGUCAACCGGGAAUGCAAGGGCAAAAGGGAGAUGAAGGUCACAGAGGUGUUCCUGGUGUAACUGGUCCAAGAGGGUUGCAGGGUAUGCCUGGACCUCCUGGAGAGAAGGGGGAGAGUGGAUAUGUUGGACCAAUGGGUCCCCCUGGAACAGUAGGCCCUAGAGGUCCCAUGGGUCCCAAUGGUGGUGAUGGACCCCAAGGAAAUCCAGGUGGCGUGGGGCAGCCGGGAGCUGUGGGAGAAAAGGGAGAAGCUGGGGAGGGCGGAGAUCCAGGCCAACCAGGAGAAUCAGGUCCCCCGGGAAGCAAAGGUGAUGGUGGUGAGAAGGGGGAAUCUGGAUCCUCUGGUGCAGCUGGUACACCUGGUAAAAAGGGACGUCCAGGAGAAGAUGGACCCAAAGGAAAUCCGGGACCUAUUGGUUUUCCGGGAGACGCUGGACCACGAGGAGAGGCUGGUGCACCGGGAGUUGAUGGAAUACCUGGAGCGAAAGGGGAUUCUGGGGAAAGUGGCAAUCCUGGACCUGCUGGACCCUCGGGAGAACCUGGACCACCUGGUCCACCUGGGAGAAGGGGCCAAUUGGGGCAAGCAGGCAAAGAAGGUCGGCAGGGUGAAAAAGGAGCAAAGGGGGAGCCUGGAACUGAAGGAUUCAUAGGAAAGACAGGGCCAGUGGGACCACAAGGAUCACCUGGGAAACAUGGUUCUCAGGGUCUCAGGGGCAUUCCAGGACCUGCUGGGGAACCAGGACUUCUUGGGCCACCUGGUCAGACAGGACCUCCUGGGCCUAUGGGCCCUGCCGGACUACCUGGCCUUAAAGGUGAUCCUGGAUUUAAGGGGGAUAAGGGCCAUGCUGGACUUAUUGGCUUAAUCGGACCUCCAGGAGAGAUGGGAGAGAAAGGAGAUAGAGGGCCAGCCGGAAUCCAAGGUGUACAAGGACCUAAGGGAGACAGUGGCAUGGCGGGACCAUUAGGAACAAAUGGACCACCUGGACCCAGCGGCCUAUCGGGUCCUGCAGGGCAAAAAGGAUCAAAAGGUAACACGGGGGGAAUCGGAAUUAGAGGAGAUACAGGACCAGCAGGACCUCCUGGGCCACCGGGUCGCCCAGCUCAAAUGGUAGAGCCUAACCCAUACAACACAUUUGAACCAACCAGGAAAAGGCGCCGAUACUCUGACGGUCUACAAGCUGAUGAAGCAUCACCUGAUUAUAUGGCAGAUGGAAUGGAAGAAGUUUAUGCCACACUAGGGUCUCUUAAAGUGGAGGUGGAUCAGAUGAGAUGGCCUGUGGGGUCCAAAGACAGCCCAGGAAGAUCAUGUAAAGAACUCCAACUGUGUCACCCCACUUACAAAGAUGGAGACUACUGGAUCGAUCCAAACCAGGGCUGUAACAGAGAUGCCUUCAAAGUCUUCUGCAAUUUUACAGCUGGUGGGGAAACCUGUCUAUUCCCAGACAAAAAGUUUGAGUCGGUUAAAGUUGCAGCGUGGAACAAAGAAGCCCCAGGAGAUUGGUACAGCUCUUUUAAAAGAGGAAAGAAGUUCCAGUACAUUGACGCCGAUGGUAACCCCGUCCACGUGGUGCAGAUGACAUUUUUGAAACUGCUGAGUGCUGUAGGCCGGCAGAACUUCACCUAUAAUUGCCAGCAGUCAUUGGCUUGGUAUGAUUUGUCAAAAGGAAACCACGACCGGUCGAUAAAGUUCCGAGCAGACAAUGAGGAAGUUCUCUCCUACAGCCGUACACCCGAACUAAAGGCAUUAUAUGAUGGGUGUGAACUUCGAAAGGGUGUAGAACGAACGGUGCUUGAGAUCAACACCUACAAGGUGGAACAUCUACCCCUCAGGGACCUAGCCGUCAGCGACUUUGGAGACAGCAACCAGAAGUUUGGGUUUGAGCUGGGGCCAAUCUGCUUUAAUGGCUAGAGAAACACUUAAAUAAAAGACUCCUAAAUCAUCUUGCUAUUCAAGAAAACAAAAAGAACUUGAGUUUCAUGGUUUAACGGACUAAGCAACUUCCACUGGUCAUCAUUGGCAAAGAUUUAUUUACGUUUUUUUUUGUUAUAAAUAUUUUUUAUUUUUACUUUUUUUUUUUUUGUCUACUGCAGGGGAUUUUUGAUUUGUGUUUCCAAUGAGUGCCCACCCUUGUAGGGUUUCAUUAGGGGAUAAUUAUGGCACUGGAGAUCUCGCUUGUCCGGUGUACAUGUCACCGUCUCUAAAGUGGAAAAGGUCUGAGGUAUGAUGGUCUUUAUGCAGUUGCUAAGAAAGCUGUGGUCGUCUCUGGUGUGUGUGGUUAGAUCUACUCAUUACACAGGAUUCUCUGUCCCCGAAAUUGGAAGCACUCCUGAUUUUGCACUGGAGCAUAACUGUCCAAUCAGGAUGUUUCUUUUGGUGCCCCACUCAUGGGAUUUGCUGAAACAAAGUGCUCUGAUUGGCUUAAGCCAUCCUCAGCCAUACACUGAACAUUGCCUCCCCCUUACUCUGAUUGUAAAAAUGUUAUAUUUGAAUGUUAAACACUCAUUAUGUAUCUGCAAACCAAGACCCUCGAUUUGCAAAGGUAUAAUAAGUUAGUGACACCUACCUCAAAUAAAAGAGAUUGUCUUGUAUUGAGACUCUCGGUUAUCAGUGGAGAGAAUAGUGUCACUAACUACACUGAUAUAAGUGUACUGUAUAUUGUAUGUGUAUAGAUUUUCAAAUUCCCUAUUAAUCUUGAAAAUGGGCUCUAUAAAAGUAAAGGACAAAUUAAAUUAUAUUUAUCCAUUUAACACCUCUUAAAUCUUCCUAGCAUCCAUCAUUAUGUUCUAUAAUGUUACGUACCAUUUUAAUGUUCCUAAUAGUCUUUCAUCCCUCUGGAAAGCCACGUAUUGCCCUAAUUAUCCCCCACAAUAUAAUUGCUCCUCAUAAAUUCUCCAAUGACUUCAGAGUAUUUCACAGCAGACUAAUAUACAGACGCAUUUAUAGUAUGGGUGUGGUAUGUUAGGUAGAUUAGACUUAGGUUGACAGUGUCUAGGUAGACCACUAUUGGUUGACGUGGUUUCUAGUUAGUGCACAGUGUCCCUUGCAUCUUCGGGCAAGGUGCCUCGCUCCGCUACAGCUGCGCUUGGCACAGGUUACCGUUCCCAAUUGUCCACGUGGAUCUUAAAGUAUGAAAAAGUUGAAAAAAAUGUUUUUUUUUUUAAAAAACUCACGUUGACCUUUUGUCGUGUCGACCUAGAACAUGUCGACCUUGAGUCCCUGUCAACCUAGAAACCAUGUCGACCAAUAGUGGUCGACCUAGACAGUGUCAACCUACUUACUGUCUACCUAAAGACCGGAUCCCUAUAGUAUAGCCAUUAGCUAUCUCAGCAGCUGAACAUCUCAAUGCCUCAACCAAUUUCUACCCAAAAACUAUUUUAUGAGCUUAAUAUCUAGAUAGAACCAUGUCCCUUCAGAUUUUUAACCCAUAACUUAGUUUUACAGGUGUGAAUAAAAGUACUAAAGGGGUGCCAGCUGAUAGAAGAUUGAAGUAUCAUUUCAUCCCUGGAUCGAAGGGUCUUUGGGAAGUUCUAAAGGAGCAGUUUAGCAACCCAACCUCAAAAGUCAAUAAAAAAACAACAACAUAAUUCUAAUUAAGAUAAAUGCAAAACCGUCCAAAGAGUAAGUGAGGAGAAGAGUAGGUGUUUGUCCAUCUAAUAUUAUAUGUAUUAAAAUUGCAUGUAUUUUACGCAUCUGUUUGAUUUGAUUAUUAUAAGUAUGAUUAUGAAACCUAUGGAAAUUGUCACCAUAUAUACAUAACACACUACUGAUAGAGGGCUCGGAGCAGCCAUCUUGUGGCUCUGGAUUGGAGUUGAUUGAUAGGCCACAUUCCUGUGAAUAUUCUCUAAGCCUCACAAAAUGGCUGCCGACACAGUGUUUUGCUAUCAGCACACUGUCAUUGAAUACAAUUAUGAAGCAGGGUGUGAGCAAAUGCAAUAUGUGUAACAAAUGGAGACACAGAACUGUGGAUGAGGAAGAAACUGCUGCCUAGUUUAUGUCCCCAGCAACGGUGCUCUUAUAUAAAACAGAAGUCUGGCUUUAUGUAUAGGAAAACUACGUCUAAAAUGUUCAUUGACCUUGUAGGGAAACACUUAGAAAAGAAUGAAUAACUGCAGAUGCCAAUAUUCAAUGGCUAAGAGUUUCGCACCUCACCCUCCUGGAAACGUGAAGAUAUACCUGUUGCUCAGAGAAGCAAUGGUUUCCCUCCAAAUCAAAAACAGAUAUAUUUUACGAUUUCUAAUCAAGUUUACCUAUAUUAUUGUAAAGUUUGGAGCUGAUAAAUCAGUGGUGUUUAGCUGAAGAGCUCACCAGUCUUCACCACAUUAUAAUGUAAUUUGCAUUGAUGGAAACAUAGGGGCCGUUGAGCCUUAUGGUAACUGUAAACUCAAGACACAAGGAGCAACAUUUGUAAAAUAGUACAUUUGCAAAAAAGAAAGGUGGAUUGUUUUAUUUGUUUACCAUGGGGAUCAUUACUCCCUGCGUUUUUAUGUUCAAGCUGCAUUGAUCCUUGGGUGAUUGGCUGAAACCAGUGGCUGUAGGGUCUUCACAUGAAUACUUUAGUAACAGUUUUCUUUAAGUGGACCGAAUGGCAACUAUUUACAUUGUAUCUUCAAUUUUAUUUAAAGGAGGAGUUAUCACUAUGUCUUUCUAUAUUACAUAGAAGUUACCCAGAGACCUCACAAUAGCCAAUUCUUCCACCCUCUGCAACUUGAGUUCUCAACACUUUGACCUUUUUGGGUAAGAGUGUCUAAGAAGAAAGAUUAAAUACAUUUUGAUUUCUUCAGGCACCUCAGGGAUGGGAUCCUGACUAUUUGCUUCCCUUGGUUUGAGUGAAUAAAAAAAAAUAGUGAUAGUUCCCCUUUAAGUGAAACCAGGCUCUAAAUUUGCUGUCGCUAGGUCACAUGAUGCUAAAAGCUAGCACUGUGAUUGGUGCUGCUGUCUGGUAUAGAACAGGACAUAGACCACUGUUAUAUCUAGUCUUGUGUUUAAAUAUGUUGCUACUAGGUACUGAGCAAAAUACAACAAUUUUGGUUGUUUAUUUUUUAUAAAUAAAACAAAAGUUUUAUAUGGUGCUAGAACGAUUAUACCAAAACUGUAUUAUAAGAAUAAAAAAGGAUUUUAAACCAAGGUGUGAUAUUCAUUUUAUUGUGUUGCAUGGGCUUUCAGUGGUGUGUGCUGCAUGGAGAUUACUUCUGCUGUGGCAAAAAGUAACAAGAUGCACACUAUGGUACUAAGCACUGCUAAUCAGAAUGAUUAUAAUAAACUCUGAACAAAAUUGAA
This is a messenger RNA of Pseudophryne corroboree (corroboree frog), 8951 nucleotides long. It is a transcript of the gene COL5A3, whose product is annotated as collagen type V alpha 3 chain. NCBI's taxonomy places the organism in Eukaryota, Metazoa, Chordata, Amphibia, Anura, Myobatrachidae. The record is from RefSeq and is a predicted model, not a curated record. The coding region runs from base 165 to 5582 and encodes 1805 amino acids. The transcript is spliced from 66 exons. Gene Ontology annotation, molecular function: extracellular matrix structural constituent conferring tensile strength. Gene Ontology annotation, biological process: extracellular matrix organization.